UGUCAGUUUACAACAAAGUUGCUUGCCAUACGCGGAACAAAACAAGCUCGUAAAUCACUUCAGAUACAUGAAACCCAGAAACGCCGUUUCCUAUACAGCAUGUCUUGUAACCGCAGGAGGACAAAGGCGGUGUCUUGCAUCGCUAUCUUAUUUUGCACAACUGUGUUAAAAUAGUUAAGGUCCUGUUUGGUUGCCUCGAAUAGUAAAGUAUUUAUUGCUCUAACUUUGUUAAUACAAUUACUUGCUCUGUGUGGAAGCCUACAGGGUAGUUUGACGAAGUGAAAUAUAUGUUCGAGUUUUGUGUAUAAUGUAAAUGUGACGCGGUACUUUAUAUUGCAUCGCUUAAUAUAUUAACUUGUUCUGUGACCUGUCUGUAGAUCCAAAAUAUGGCUAAACGUAUCGAAGUUGAGGAAAAUGAAGGAUUUCGUUUAAAACAAAAGAUCGGAUUUUGGGGCGGCGUAGCUAUAGUUACCAGCGCGAUGAUUGGUUCUGGUAUUUUCGUAUCGCCCGGUGGUGUUAUCAAUGCUGUGCAUGGCAGUGUUGGGCUCAGUAUGGUUAUAUGGGUGGUGUGUGGAAUGGUUGUCGCUCUAUCUGCUCUUUGCUAUUGUGAGUUAGGUGCAGCACUGAAAGAAUCCGGCGGAGAUUACGCUAACUUUGAACUUGCGUAUGGAAAAGUGGUAGCGUACAUGUAUAUUAUGACGCUCAUAUUUAUGGACGUCGGCAGCGGUAUAGGCUUACAAGUCUUCGCCGCUUAUCUCAUCAGUGGAUUUAUUGGGACUGGAUGUAAAGCACCUGAGGUCUUCAUUAAAGUCGUUUCCUGCUUGCUCUUAUUAAGCCUUACCAUUCUAAACAGCAGAAGUGUGCGAUCAGUAGUGAAGAUCGAAAUAGUUUUCACAGUUGGUAAGUUUCUGGCUAUGUUCUUGAUCGGCAUUGGUGGCAUAAUACGUCUUGUGAAUGGGGAUCCAGUGGGCAAUGAGAACCUGCAGAAUGCGUUUACUGACAAGACUAUGGCAGGUAUUACACCAGGCGAUAUCGCGCUUGCAUUUUACCAGGGUAUGUUUUCAUACGGCGGGUGGAGUGUGCUGAAUACAAUUGCAGAAGAAAUAACAGACGUUAAGAAGAAUCUACCGAGAGCGUCGUUGUUUUCCCUCUUUAUCGUCACCAUUAUGUAUCUGAUUGUAAACAUUGGAUAUUUUUCAGUACUCUCUGCUGAGGAAAUGAUGACGUCACCAGCGGUCGCUGUUUCGUUUGCCGACAAAGUCUUAGGACCCAUGGCAUGGAUUAUCCCUUUUACUGUGUGUGUAUCGACAUUGGGCAACCAAAACGGUGCUUGUCUUUUACGAGGAAGGUUGCCGUUCGUCGCUGCUAGAAGAGGGCACUUGCCAAAAAUAUUUUCAAUGAUUCACGUCAAGUACUUCACUCCUGUCCCCUCACUUAUUCUCAACGCCAUAUUCGGUGUAAUAUAUAUAUUAUGUGGUGACGUUCAAUUCUUGAUAAACGCUAUGGGCUUUGUGCAGUGGACAGUGUAUGGCCUCAGUGCAGCAAGCCUUUUAAUACUUAGAUAUAAAAAGCCAGAUAUGCCAAGACCCUACCGGGUCCCAAUUGUCAUUCCAAUUCUAACCUGCAUACUCUGCACCUUGUUUGUCAUACUGCCGAUGAUUGAAAAGCCAAACGUCUUCUACUUUGUUGCCAUCGGUUUCUAUGUAAUGUCAUGGAUAAGUUACUACGUAUUCAUGGUGAAAAAGCAAACACUACCGGGAAUGAAAACUGUUACCUUGUUGCUGCAAAAACUUUUGUUGGUGGCAGAGACUGAUUACUAUGAAAGAGAUGUUUAACACUGAAAGGGGUGUGAACUUUGUUCAAUAGGACGUAUGUGCAAUCUAUAGGUUGUAUAUCAUAAACACGCCAUUUAAUAUUUUGAUAUCCUCAGAUAUAACAUGCCGAUGUCGCAAAUACCGUGAUGUAUGAACGCCUUAACUUUAACGGCAAUCGUUAAAUUUAAUAUAAUUUCCAAAGGUUUUUAGCCUAAAACCUUUUAAUCGCUUCGUUUUUAACCAAAACUGUAAUGUAAUACCUUUAUAUUUUUGAUCGAAUAAAUAA
Molecule: messenger RNA, 2100 nt
Organism: Ciona intestinalis (vase tunicate)
Lineage: Eukaryota; Metazoa; Chordata; Ascidiacea; Phlebobranchia; Cionidae
Source: RefSeq, a predicted model, not a curated record